Molecule: messenger RNA, 1278 nt
Organism: Apaloderma vittatum (bar-tailed trogon)
Lineage: Eukaryota; Metazoa; Chordata; Aves; Trogoniformes; Trogonidae
Product: cytokine receptor common subunit beta-like
Exons: 2
Source: RefSeq, a predicted model, not a curated record
AGUAGCCAGCUAGAUUUCAGCAAACACAAACAUUCUGAGAACAUGGAGCAGGCUAGCUUCCUUCAAGUUGUGGACAGGCAGAUGAAGACUUUGACAGAGCCCCCUGAUGGGCAUCCUAAAAAGAUAGAUGUUUCCCCUGUUGCACUGGACCUACAGAACUCAUACCAUGCUUUAAAUGAACCAGAGCACACCCCACUUGUCUGCUCAAGUCAGACUGGCGGUCAUACCUCUCCUAUUUCAAGGAGAAACAGUGCUGAUGCAAGUAUUGCUUCCCAGACAGCAACCUCUUGCUUUGCUUUCAAUGGUCCGUACUUGUACAGCCCAGUGGUGUCCUCCCAACUUGAUAUGCACCAGACCCUGCAAGUGGACCCGGUGGGAGUCCGUGAGAAGUCAAUUUCCCUGCAGUAUGUGACCCUCCCAAAGGAAGACUGUCCCCAGGCUCCACAGAGGCAAGAACAGCCAGGAGCGGGUCCUCCACAGCCCUUCCUGCUCCCAGAUCAGAAGGAAGUUACACAGCACCUCGAUAAGGAGGAAGAAGUCUCACGAGCCCCACCAUGCUGUGAAAAAGACAAGAACAUGAGAACAGAAGAGCAGAAAUCUCCAAAGGCUCUUAGCUGUGUUAUGUCUCCUCAGAAGUGCCCCUUGGAGUACGUUACCACAGAGAGCUUGUCCUUGCCAUCAGCCAGUGAGUCCACCCAUCCUCCACCUGUUACUGCUGGCGAGUUACCUUGUGACUCACAGAAGCCUCAUCCCCAUGGUGAUCACCCUCGCCAUGAAUUUUCUCCUGGGACAACUGGUAUCACGGUCCAAGCUUCAGGUCAAGCACCAACCUCUUCUCCUGAAUUGCAUCUGGAUACAUUUGGAGACUAUCUCACAGUCCCCACGGAUCUCAGUGGGCAUCCAGAACCUGCAAAGAUUUCUUUGCCUCUCCUACAGAAGGGCAACGAUCUUCCUAGGAAGCAGCCUUUGUCAGAGGGUGACUUGGUGGUGUUAAACCCUGACAGCACUGAGCCAGUUUUCCUUUGCCAGGUUGGUGACUAUUGUUUCCACAGCCUAAAAUCCAGUGUGAAGAUGGAUAUUAAUCAGGAGGACCACCAAAUUAAGAAACCUUCUGAAGGCAAGACAACAUCUGGGGAGCCUGUGUCUAAGGAAGUACCAUCCAUCACUGGCAAGGAAAAGGAUGUAUCAAAUAUGCAAGCUAUUCAGCUUUUCAAAAACCUGAAAUCAGAUGAUUACUUUUCCUGGCAGCAAUCACUGAGGAUCACGGAAAUCUGUUAA